Messenger RNA from Mugil cephalus (flathead mullet), 5273 nucleotides. RefSeq names its product pre-B-cell leukemia transcription factor 1. The transcript is spliced from 9 exons. Gene Ontology annotation, molecular function: DNA-binding transcription factor activity, RNA polymerase II-specific; RNA polymerase II cis-regulatory region sequence-specific DNA binding. The coding region runs from base 542 to 1831 and encodes 429 amino acids. The record is from RefSeq and is a predicted model, not a curated record. Gene Ontology annotation, cellular component: nucleus. Lineage: Eukaryota; Metazoa; Chordata; Actinopteri; Mugiliformes; Mugilidae. Gene Ontology annotation, biological process: eye development; brain development; neuron development.
AGGCGGAGUCUGACUCUCAUGCUCUCUGCUGUGAUGCCGCCUGCCCAGUCUGUACUGUACAUGACUAAAGCAAGAGGAUGGAGUGAGUGAAAUAAACCCUCACUUUUUAUUUCUCGCUGCCACUUGUCUUUUUUUCUUUUUUUUUGUAAUUUGACAGGGAGAAGGGGUUUGAAUCACUGCGCGAGACUGCGAGAAAGCGUGCGCGUUAGUAGUGGAACACUGGCUGUCUCUUACGCACACCCUACUCCAGUGAAGGCAGCAGCAGUUCAGAUCAGAUUUCACAUUCAGCUCCGACCAGCUGAGAGAGAGGCAGCUAGAGAGCAGGAGGGCUCGAUUCUCCGCUUUCCACUCCGAAACCUCUUUUUUUUUCUCCCCCCCUGUUCGCUGAGCGCCACUAAACGCUCCUGCGAGGAAAAACCCGGGUGCGCGGCGCAAUUAUCGGGAUUUUUCCCUCCCUCCUUCUUUUUUUCUUUUAUGUAUUUUUGCAGGAUUUCAGCCGCGAGAGCGCCACAGAGAAUUAGAUAAGAGGGAAGAGGAAGAGAUGGACGAGCAGCCGAGGUUGAUGCACUCUCACACGGGGGUAGGCAUGGCAGGGCACCCCGGCCUGCCGCAGCAUAUGCAGGAAGGCACCGGAGGAACGGACGGCGACGGAAGAAAACAGGACAUUGGAGACAUUUUACAGCAAAUCAUGACCAUCACGGAUCAAAGUCUGGACGAAGCCCAAGCCAGGAAACACGCUCUGAACUGUCACAGAAUGAAGCCAGCUCUUUUCAAUGUCUUGUGUGAAAUCAAAGAGAAAACAGUGCUGAGCAUCCGUGGCGCCCAGGAGGAGGAGCCUCCGGAUCCCCAGCUCAUGCGCCUGGACAACAUGCUUCUGGCGGAGGGAGUGUCCGGUCCGGAGAAGGGUGGCGGAUCGGCGGCGGCGGCGGCUGCGGCGGCCGCCUCGGGAGGGGCCGGGGCGGACAACUCAGCGGAGCACUCGGACUACAGGGCCAAGCUGACCCAGAUCAGACAGAUCUACCACACGGAGCUGGAGAAGUACGAACAGGCAUGUAACGAGUUCACCACCCAUGUGAUGAACCUGUUGCGAGAGCAGUCGCGCACGCGGCCAAUUUCGCCCAAAGAGAUCGAGCGCAUGGUGAGCAUCAUCCACCGCAAGUUCAGCUCCAUCCAGAUGCAGCUCAAGCAGAGCACCUGCGAGGCCGUCAUGAUCCUGCGCUCCCGCUUCCUCGACGCCAGACGGAAAAGACGAAACUUCAACAAGCAGGCGACAGAGAUCCUGAAUGAGUAUUUUUACUCACACCUCAGUAACCCCUACCCCAGUGAGGAGGCUAAAGAAGAGCUGGCAAAGAAGUGUGCCAUCACAGUGGCCCAGGUUUCCAACUGGUUUGGGAAUAAAAGAAUCAGAUACAAGAAAAACAUUGGUAAGUUCCAAGAAGAAGCCAACAUGUACGCUGCGAGAACUGCCGUGAAUGCGGCUAAUGCAUCCUCACAUGGAAGCCAAGCAAAUUCACCCUCAACUCCAAACUCUGCAGGUUCUGGUGGCUCUUUUAACAUGUCAAACUCCGGGGACUUGUUCAUGAGCGUGCAGUCUCUCAAUGGGGACUCGUACCAGGGGGCUCAGGUGGGAGCCAACGUGCAGUCGCAGGUGGAUACCCUUCGCCAUGUUAUCAGUCAGACAGGCGGAUACAGUGAAGGACUCACAGCCAACCAGAUGUACAGUCCGCAGGGCAUCAAUGCAAACGGCGGCUGGCAGGAUGCUCCGACCCCCUCAUCAGUGACUUCACCCACAGAAGGACCGGGAAGCGUUCACUCCGACACUUCCAACUGAUCCUCCACCCCCGCCCCAUCACCCCCCUGCCGUCCCCUUGACUCCCCACCUUCUUCUUCCUCCACUGUCAUAUCUCCCGAAACUUAAACCCAGACCCCCUUUUGGGACUGGAUGUGACACAGCGGGACACAGUCGGGGUCUGGGGAUGACUUGUUCACAUUUAACGGGCAGAGAUUUCACUUUUCCUAUCUGGACCACCGCAGCACCGUUCGCAGCCCGCGUAGCGGACUUACAUCCACACUUCACAGUUUGUACAGUUUCCACUUGAUGUCCAUGUUGCCUCUUUGUAUAUUUUCUUUACAUUAUAUAUUCACACGGUAGGCUCACAGUCAGCUGCAUAUUGCCCCACGUUCUUGUAAAUUGAAUUCACACUACCUCUAUUCGAAAUAACAACAGAGCAAACAACAUUUAAAACGCUUUGGUUUGACAAAUUUUUAUAACUAUUCCAACUUUACUGUACACCACGCAACGCCCUGUCACGACACAUCUGUUUUUAAGAGUGUACUCUGAUGAUUUUUCUUGUUUAUCUAUAGUGCCAAAGUUCAACCCUGGAGGUGAAUUUUGAUAAAGUUUUUAUCUCGUGUCCUUAACAUUUUUCAUGCCAUGCUUUGUGAGGUAUUAUUAUGUUAGUCCUGUCAUAUUAGUCAAGUAAUAUCCAAGUACUCUGCCUCAAUUUAUAUCAUUUAUAUUCAGAACUCCUGCAACAGAUGCUGACGUAUACGGUGUUUUUAUAUUUUCUUGCCAGGGUAGUCAUGUUUUCUUCUCAUAUGCAGAACAACGAUGUAGAGAAUCUAUAGGUUGCCGUUCAAUUCUUAUCAGAGUCUGGUAAGACUUAAUUAGCAUUUAAUUAUGGGUUGUGUUUAAACCAAUACAGAGAAAAAAAAAUACUUCUGGACACAAUUGUAUAAUCCUAUAAACCAGUCAGAGCCAUUUUGUUGUCGAAGGUGCUUAGAAAGACGUGUGUGACUGUGUGACUUUUACUCUUCUGGCCAUCAUUGCAUACGGCCCGCCCAAACGAUUUGAGCGGUGCUGGAGAUAUUUGCUGGAGCAUAAUUACUUCCAAACAGAGUGACUCCAGACCAGCUUUCCUCUGCAGAGGUUUUAAAGACGAGAUGACUUCCAGGAUAGCGCAAGUUAAAUAAUUAAACGGGCUGAGAUGAAGGUCUGUCGCGCAUUUUUGGCUGCAUCCACGGUAAUUAAGUAUGGCUCGUCAAUGCGUAUCAAAGCACAAUAAGAUCUGCUGAUCAAGUGAAAGGAGAGCAUUUAUAAAAGGAUUUAACUCUAGUGGUGGUAUACAACACAGUACAUUGUCAGAUAUUGUUUAUGUAUCAGUGAGAUCAACGUAGCCAAAUACUGCUGGUAACCAAAUCCAAAACAUAAACUUUCUUUCUGAUUUAAAGGUAUAAUUUUUUGAACACACAUAUUUUUUUUCUUCUCAGAAUUCACCUUCUCUUUUCAUGUAAGGAAUUAUAUCUCUCUUAAAAUUCUGACUGAGCCCAGAAUAGAUUUUUGCAUUCCUCUACAUUGGCAGCUUCAUUAAGGAUUUCUUUUUUCCUCUUUUGGACGCAUUUUAAUAUCUGCAGUACUAGACAGCACCCCAUAACGCUCUAGUAAUCUGUAUUCAAAGACAAACGUUGCAGUCAGAACACAGUAGUGUUGAUAGAAAUUGAAAAUGAAAACGAAUAAAUUAUUCUUUGAGAUGAGCGUUCCUCUGCAAAAUCCACUUCUGUACUCCAAAUGUCCUACUGUAUUCUCAGAAUUUAGGCCCAAAUGUAAUUCCCUAUGCAUUUGGUUCAGUUCGACUUAAGGUUAUUUAUCCGUAACCCCUGUUCUCUGAUAACAUUUGAAUUUUGAACGGAUGUGCUUUUAUUUUCAUCACUUUCAGCACGAGUUUUUGUUCCGAAGGGAUGCUACAUUCAUCAACUCAAACCAAUCCAAAAUGUGAAAUAAAAUUUGUGACUUUUAUUGUAUGUACAGUAUAGUAUGUGGUCUAUAACGUAUACAUGAUUACAAUAGUCCUCAUGAGAUAUCAGCAUUUACAUACUUUGAUACCAAAAAAAAAAAAGAAAGAAAAUGGCAGACUUUUUAAUCCUCUACAUUGGAAUCAGCUUUAUCAAGGUUUUCUUUUUCCUCUUUUGGAAGGCUUUUAUUAUCUGGUGAGCAUCCCACAGUGCUCCAGUGCUCUGCAUUCGAAGCCAAAAGAUGCAGUUAGAAUUCAGUAGUGUUUAUAUAAAUUAAAAAUGAAAACAAAUACCCAGAUGGCACACAAAUUCAUAUGAUCUUUGGAUAUAUUUUUAUGAUCUCCAUUUUGUGAAUAAGUCUUUUGUUUGUUUGUUUUCAUUUGGUGUUAUUUUGACUGUGUCUUUAUAUGUUACCAUCAUAUAUGAGUUAGCCCAAGAAUGCUCUAUAUACAUUAUGUAGAUAUGCACCUUUACUCAUCUUUUGCAUCAGCUGUUGGAUUAGGGGGUAAAAUCCUUUUUUUCCCCCCCUUAUUAUUAUUUUUGACUCACGCUACCAACACAAGCCGAGACAGUUACUGUCGUUACGAUGGUGAAAACUUAUCUUUAACAUCACCCUUUGGUUUUGUUUUUAGCUCAGCAGAAAACAAAAUCCAGUUCCAAGACCCCUCCCGAUAUUCACAAGACAGCCUGAAAACACUUUUUUUUUUUGAAAACAAAAAAACAAACAAAAAAAAAAAACUGGUUUCGGUGUGUUUGUAUUUAUUACAUGUGUAUGAAAUCAUGGUUGCUUUGGCGCUACAGCGUGGAGGUCAGCCCCAGCGUGGUAACACCUAACAAACAAAUUUGGAUGAUUCUGGACACCCCUCCCCCCUCCCCUCCUCGACUCACCUGCUCAGUAUUACUGCCGAGGGGCCAAGCACCAUUGAAGUGAUACACAGAACCUGCCUCAGUCUUUGGAAGUCAUUGGAGUGAACUGACAGCGGCGGCCAUGCAAGGCAACACGAGGAUUGUUUUUGCACCCCUCCGAAAGAAAAAAAAAAAGGCUUAACUCUACUUUUCACAUUGCCUGUCAAAUAUUAUCGAAGCUUCAUGUAAUGAUGCUUUUUAGUUUUUGAAUAUAAAAGGAAAAGAGACAUGAAAAGAAAAAUGAACAAUUUGUAAAACAUGAAAUGUUUUAUUUGUUGCAUGUCUUUUUGUUCUUCAAUAAAAAUAACGUACUGCAGUGUUUUGAAUGUUAACUUCUUUUUUAUAAGGAUUUCAGAGUGAAAUCAUGGAGCCUUUUUUUCUCGACAGGUUUUAACUUUUAAGAUCUCUGCGUAUGUAAAAAGGUAUCAAAUGGAAGCACCAUUGUCUUUUUAAUUCCGAUUCAAAAAUCUGUUUUCUGUGGAGAAAAUUAGCUGAAAGGUGUAGGUUUUAUGGUCUCUUAAUUUGUACUGGCAAUGCAUAUCCCAAAUAAAUAGUUUCUUUUGUUGCAUAAACUG